CUCCUGCCCCGCUUCGCGGAGCUGCCGGCCCAAGCGAUCCGCUGCCGACUGCGCGGGGUGGACCCCCCCGGAGGAUCUGCAGCCCCCUGGCCCCCGGCAGAGGCAGGAGGCCCGCUGCAGAGCAUCUUUGAAGGGCCACUGUGGUGCCGCCUGGUGGCGCAGCGCGACGGCGUUCACGUGGUCAACCUAGAGCGCACCGGGGGCAGGUCGGAAGUCAGCCUGGUGGAUGCGCUCGUGUCCGCGGGGCUCGCCAAAGCGGUGCGCGCAAAAGACGAAGGGGGCUCGGCCUCGGAGGCCAGCUUGGGGUCCAAGCUGCGGGCCGUCAUCUCGCCCGCCGAGUUCUCCUUCCAGCAGGGCCAGUUUGUCGACGUGAAGGUGGUUUCGGUGGCCUCUGCGAAGGAAGUGUGGUGCUGCCUCCCCGAGGGCCUGGACGCCUUGCUGGAGAGCCUGCAGAAGGCCGGGGAGAGCGCCAAGAAGUUCAACAACCCAGUGCCUGGGGAGGCCGCGGUGGCCCGCUGCCCGUUCCCGGGCAUCGCGGGCGACUGGGCACGCGCCCUCAUUCGGUCCCGGCCAUCCCCCGCUAAGCUGGAGCUGUUCUUCGUCGACCUGGGACUCGUCAGGGUCCUGCACCACACAGAGGUGAAACAGAUUCCCCAGGAGCUGACGGAGCAGCCGGGACAGGCGUUCCAGUGCAGCCUGGACUCUGGCUCCAAUGUUGACCCAGGCCUGCUGUCUGCCAGGAUCCUCGGCAAGGAGUUGGUGCUCCAGGUGCGCGAGCAGCUCGACGUGGCAUUGGUUGCCGGAUCCCUCUUCGACACCUCCGGGGAAGAGGAGGUGAACGUGCUCGAUGCGCUGUCCCCUCCGCCAGUGGAAGCCGCGCAGGACGUGGCGAAGGGCAUCGAAACGGAAGAGGCGGCCGCCGCGCCGCCAAAGCCCCAAGAGCCGGCGAGGGCACAAGAGGCCGCACGGUCCAAGGCGUCGCCCCCGCGGCCGCAGUUCAAUCGCAGUCAGAGCGGCCACGUGAUCCUGCCCUGCUACCCGCCGCUGUCCAAGAUCUCCGGCAAGAUGGCAGUGUACGUGAUGCAUGUGGAUGACUUGUGCUGCUUCUACGCCAUGCGCAUGGAUCAGGAGCAGGCCCUGGACGAGCUGUCCGCACGCCUGCAGGAGCGCUACGCCACGGGCCAGGACCCCAGGGUCCAGCUGGUGCCUAAGCUUCCUUGCGUCGCCCUCUACUCGCAGGACAACCUUUGGUAUCGCGCCAAGGUGCUGAACGACUCGCGCGUCCAGUUCGUGGACUACGGCAACGCCGACGAGGUGGAGGAAGUGCGCGAGAUUGGCCCCGAGUUCCUGGACGUGCCCCCGUUCUGCUACAAGUGCAAGCUGGACGGCGGCCGAGAGAUCGGCACGAACCCGGCGGCUGUCAAGGAGUUCCAAGAGCUCGUCCUCGACGCGGAGCUUGAACUCGAAGUCGUCACGUGGGGUCCUGAAGUGACGGUCCGGAUGUCCAAGGGAGGCCAGGACGUGGGUGCGCUUGUGAAGGCCAAGCUCGCGGGAAGCGAGGAUGCCGCCGAAGACACACCUUCGGAAGACGCCGCCCUUUGCGUGUUGCCUGCCGCAAAGGUUGUGGAAGGCUACGUCAGCCAUGUGGACCGGCUCGACUCGUUCUACGUGAUCACGACAGAGCGGGACGACACGCUCACGGAGUUGUCGGAGAGCCUGCAGGAGAGGCUGGGUGCAGGCGAGGCAGCCCCGCUGGAGGGCCCCGCCCCCGGGCACCUGUGCGCGGCGCUCUACGCGGCGGACGAGCGGUGGUAUCGCGCCCGAAUCGAGGGGAUCGGCGAGGAGGGGACGCUGAGCGCGCGGUUCAUUGACUACGGCAAUGCGGAGACGGUGGACUCUGUGGUUGCGCUCACAGACGCGGAGGCGGCGCCGGAGCCAUUCUGCUUUGAGUGUCGGCUGAGCGGCGUCUCCGCAUUGGACGGGGACCUCCUGGACAAAUUCAAGGAGGCGACUGAGGAUGCGACGCUACGGGUGGAGGUGCUGGAGGAGGGCCCGCCAGCGACGGUGAGGCUUGUCGACGCGGACGGCAACGACAUUGCAGAGCUGCUGGGGGUGAAAGUGCCAGAGGAGCCCGCCGUAGUCGAGAAGUCUGAAGGGGCGGAGUCAAUCGGACAGGCGGACGCACCGAAGAAAACAUACGGCUCCAUUUCGGUUCCGCUGAACCAGAAACUUCACGUCGAGAUCUGUCACUCCGAGGGUCCCACCGAUUUCUAUGUCCAGCUGAAGGACCGUCGCACCGAGCUGGAGUUCGUCGCGACCACCCUACAGGGUGUGUCCGGCGACGGGAAGGUCUUUGAGGCGAGCGAAGGUGCGCCUUGCGUCGCGCAUUACGACGACGGGGUUUACUGUCGGGCAACCGUGACAAGCGUGGACGCUGCGGGAGCGCGGGUCUUCUACGUCGACUAUGGCAACUCCGAGUCCGUAGAGCUCAAGGAAAUCCUCUCGCCGGUGGAGGCAUUGUUCGAGGUUCCGGCGCUUGCAAUACGCUGCACGUUGAAUAUCGUGGAGGCGGACUGCGUCAUGGAGGCGACGGAGAAGUUUCAGGCGCUGGUGGACGACGAGUCACGUGUGCUGCUCGCCGAGUUCCUCGGGGAACGUGACGGUCGGCACGUGGUCCGCUUGCUUGACAUGGGCAUCGACGUCCUCGGCAAUCGUGCCACCGGCGACUCCACCCUGGAAGUGACCGCCGAAGAGAGCCCAGUCGUGAAGGAGCCCACAAAGAACUUGGAGACCUCCUCACCUAGCGACGACGCCUCACGUCUGAGCGAGACGGAAGAGCUGCCUAGCAGUAUUCGAGAGGACGGCGAAGAGGCAGAGUCUAUGGAGAAUUUUGAGACUUCGACUCCGAAGGACGUUGCCCCGCCGUUGAGCAAGCCCGAAGAACUGCUGAGCAGCAUCGAAGUUGAAGAUGUAGAGGCUGAUGUCGUUCCGCUGCCGGAAGCACCCGAGGACUCGAAGGAUGAGGGAGUGGAGUCUGAUGGUGAGGUAGCCGCAGACGAACCGCAAGUUCUGGUGGCCACUGCUGAAGAGCUGGAUGGAUCUUGUGCGGCAGAAACUGAUCUGAAGACAGUUCCAGAACCGGAGACUGACACAUGUGUAGGCACGGACACAGAUGCGUCUGCGGAACCGAAUGUACAUGCAGCUGCAGAACCGGUCGCUUGUGUGGUGGCAAGGGAAAAGGGCAUGGUGGAUCUUCCGAACGUCGAGGACGAACAGUUGGAGUCCGAAUCUUCUGCCACAGCAGACGAAGCGGUGAAGGACCAGAAGCCAACGGAACACGAGGUCACCGAGAAUUCUCAAGAACAGUUGGAGUCCGAAUCUUCUGCCGCAGCAGACGAGGCGGUGAAGGACCAGAAGCCAACAGAAGACAAGGCCACCGAGAAUUCUCAAGAAGACGUCCAAACAGCCGAAAUUAAGGAACAGGGAGAGUUGGAAAAGGUGCUGGACGAACCACAAGUUGAAGUCGUUGCCAAAGAAGCUGAAGUAGACAUCAAGCCCCCAAAAGAACCAGCGGACGACACCGAGGACGCAAGUCCAGAGGUGUCUGCGGUCAAACAGAACGACGCAAGGAUUCCUGAGGUUUCCGGAGACGAAGCAGAUGGUGCGGAAGACAAGGAAGAGGCCGCCGAAGUGCGGGAGGUCGUCGACAAAGUUUGUGCCGCAGGCGCAGACACACCGGCAGCUGAGGUCGGAGGCUCGGGUGAUACGCCAACCACCAACGGUGCCGUGGGCAGACUGACACCGUCACCACCACCGAGUACCACACACCGCAAGAAGAGCCUGGACGACUGUAUUGUCCCAGGUGUCUGCACCAACGCCGAACUUGUGGAAGCACCCAGCGCGAGCGGCCAAUGAGAGCCUGCAUCUCUGCUCCAGCUGUGACUUGAUUGGCUCGGGGAGUGGGAAGGACGUGGCGGAAUGGUGUUUGGCGCGGUUCUGUAGUUACUCCUGGAAGUGCCUUGUGGUAACGUGCAACGCUUUCUAUCGUUUGUUGUUUUAUGUGUUCUGUUGCCUAAUUUUUGUUUUGUUUUUCUUCAAUUUUUUUUUCUUCAUUGAUGAUUCUUAUAUUCUUUAUGCCUGUGGUAAUUUUUAUUGCUGUGGCUAGUGCUCCGACUUAAAGUGAUAAUGGAGUUGCCUGUUUUUUGUAUGUCUGUGUUCAAUAUUCUAUAUACUUUCACAGGUUCAUUUUGGAAGCCAUACCGCAGAACGUCUGGGUCUUAUAACUAGGCUGUUAUUCAAUUUUGUACCUGGUGUCGAAUAAAUGAUACUAUGUUGGUUGCAAGAAUAAAAUGUAUUUUCUCAGUGUGUACCACUGAACUUAGGUCA
Molecule: messenger RNA, 4386 nt
Organism: Ixodes scapularis (black-legged tick)
Lineage: Eukaryota; Metazoa; Arthropoda; Arachnida; Ixodida; Ixodidae
Product: maternal protein tudor-like
Source: RefSeq, a predicted model, not a curated record